CAGGAAGCGGAAGUGAGAAGUGGGUGUCCCUGCAGCUUCUUAGCAACGCGCGGUCAAGUGACACAAUCAGCUGACUCCGGUAGAGGAAGGGACUGUAAGCGGCCAGUAUUGGAGCUGUUGUAGCCAAGAUUGCUCGGUCAGGGGCCCGAGCUGAACGGUCAUCGUCAGAAUGUCGGGCAAAGACCGGAUUGAAAUCUUCCCCUCGCGAAUGGCGCAGACCAUCAUGAAGGCCCGCUUGAAAGGAGCGCAGACAGGCCGGAACCUCCUAAAGAAGAAGUCUGACGCCUUAACGCUUCGCUUUCGACAGAUCCUGAAGAAGAUCAUUGAGACCAAGAUGCUGAUGGGCGAGGUGAUGAGGGAGGCCGCCUUCUCCCUUGCUGAGGCCAAGUUCACAGCGGGCGACUUCAGCACCACGGUUAUCCAAAAUGUAAAUAAAGCCCAAGUGAAGAUCCGGGCGAAGAAAGAUAACGUAGCAGGUGUUACUUUGCCGGUCUUCGAACAUUACCAUGAGGGAACUGACAGUUAUGAACUCACUGGUUUAGCCAGAGGUGGGGAACAGCUAGCUAAACUGAAGAGAAAUUAUGCCAAAGCUGUGGAGCUGCUGGUGGAGCUGGCUUCGCUGCAGACUUCCUUUGUUACUCUGGAUGAAGCUAUUAAGAUAACCAACAGGCGUGUAAAUGCCAUCGAGCACGUUAUUAUACCUCGGAUUGAACGUACCCUUGCUUACAUCAUCACAGAGCUGGAUGAGAGAGAGCGAGAAGAAUUCUAUAGGUUAAAGAAAAUACAAGAGAAGAAAAAGAUUCUCAAGGAAAAAUGCGAGAAGGACUUGGAGCAACGGAGAGCAGCUGGUGAGGUGAUGGAGCCUGCAAACCUUCUGGCUGAAGAGAAGGAUGAAGAUCUUCUGUUUGAAUAGUCUUCUCUGCUUUGCCACUUUGGGAAGUCUUCACCGUGACUCCAUUUAAAAUCGGUGUGUCGGUUUGGUACGUGUGGCUAUUUGUAUUUUGGCCUAUGAAGUCCAGCAGUUCUACAGUUUACCUGGAUGUCUACUUAUGGGAUGACUCUUGCAGAACCCUAAUUUAAUUCAGUGUCCCUGUGCUGCAGGCGAGUGAGCUCCGGACUUGCAGGCUUCCCUUUGCUGGGCGUCACGGUUCCUUUACAUCAUGUUACGUGUGACUUGUCCACUAAGCAUUUUAAGAAAUACCCUUUAGGAAAUGUUAGAGGUCUCAGGCCAGCUGCUGUGAAGAUGUUUCCCACCCACUUGCAAACCCUGGCACACGUCUGAAAUGCCACAGCCACCUGUGUCACCACGGUACUUCCAAAGCUUUGUGCAAACCUGCACUUUUUUCCCUUGCAUGACAGGUCUGUCUUGUCUGGGAAGCAUUUCUGCCAAUUUAAAUGUGACUAUGUUAUACACAGUAAAAUGAUUGAAAAAUAA
This is a messenger RNA of Cavia porcellus (domestic guinea pig), 1435 nucleotides long. RefSeq names its product ATPase H+ transporting V1 subunit D (gene Atp6v1d). NCBI's taxonomy places the organism in Eukaryota, Metazoa, Chordata, Mammalia, Rodentia, Caviidae. The record is from RefSeq and is a predicted model, not a curated record. Gene Ontology annotation, molecular function: proton-transporting ATPase activity, rotational mechanism. The transcript has 9 exons. Gene Ontology annotation, cellular component: proton-transporting V-type ATPase complex. The coding region runs from base 170 to 913 and encodes 247 amino acids.